Molecule: messenger RNA, 705 nt
Organism: Mesorhabditis spiculigera
Lineage: Eukaryota; Metazoa; Nematoda; Chromadorea; Rhabditida; Rhabditidae
Source: the annotation of a GenBank genome assembly
AUGAUCGUGCAAGAAGAAGUGGAAGUGAUCCUGAUGCUGUGCGACUACAAGGUGGACGGCAAGGAAAAGUGUGCCGAAUACGUUCCGACCACCGCGAAGCCGCAGUUGACCUUUGGGCCCUUUACCAUCAAGCUGCUUGGCACGAGAAAGGUGGAAUGGCAGAAGCGCAUAUACUGCGACGCGACCGUCAACAUCUCGUCGCUGGAGGUGCAGCAGGAUGGGAAGGUGAUGCUCACCGUCAACCACUACCACUGGAUCGCCAUGCCCGAACGUCAGCCGCCGCCCGCCAUCGACUACUUCCCCGAUCCACGCCAAUAUAAGGAUAAGCCGCGCCGCCCGCCCAUCAUCAACACCAGGCCCAUCGAGCUGAUGAAGCGCCUCGUUACAAGGGACACCAAGAAACCGAUGGUGAUCCACGACUCGGCGGGCAUCGGCUGGACGGGCGUCUUCGUGCUCACCCAGGUCUUUCUCGAGGUGAUGGCCGCCCGGAAAGAGUUCACGUCUUUCGACGAGCACCUCUCCGCGCUCCGCGCGCAGCGCUUCAAGGCCGUCGAGACGGAGGCGCAAUACCUCUUCUUGCACGUGAUGUUCGUCGACUAUCUGCAGGAUGCGGCCAACCUAAGAGUUGGCGACUUCAAAAACGAAUACGACGAAUACCGGAGCAAGCUGCCGCCCGCCGACAAAAAGGAGAAGACCGAGGAGCGG